GCGUCGCUCGUCCGCGCGCAACCUGGCAGUUUGCCUCUUCUUCGCCCUCCAGCUUGCGUCCAUGGCCACCGCAGCGAACGAGGAGCCCUUCCCUUUCCACGGCCUCCUCCCGAAGAAAGAGACUGGGGCCGCGUCCUUCCUCUGCCGCUACCCGGAGUAUGACGGUCGGGGGGUGCUUAUCGCCGUCCUGGACACGGGGGUCGACCCCGGGGCUCCGGGCAUGCAGGUUACAACUGAUGGAAGACCAAAAAUCAUUGAUAUCAUUGACACAACAGGAAGUGGUGAUGUGAACACUGCUACAGUGGUAGAGCCAAAAGAUGGUGAAAUUAUUGGUCUUUCAGGAAGAGUGCUUAAGAUUCCUGCGAGCUGGACAAAUCCCUCAGGCAGAUACCACAUUGGCAUAAAAAACGGCUAUGAUUUCUAUCCAAAGGCUCUCAAGGAAAGAAUACAGAAAGAACGGAAGGAAAAAAUGUGGGACCCUGUUCACAGAGUCGCCCUUGCAGAAGCCUGUCGAAAGCAGGAAGAAUUCGACGUUGCCAACAAUUGCCCUUCCCAAGCAAAUAAACUAAUCAAGGAGGAGCUUCAGAGUCAAGUGGAAUUGCUUAACUCUUUUGAGAAAAAAUACAGUGAUCCUGGCCCUGUAUAUGACUGCUUGGUGUGGCAUGAUGGUGAGACCUGGGGAGCCUGCAUUGCUUCAAAUGAAGACGGGGAUUUGAGUAAAUCUACUGUUUUGAGAAAUUACAGAGAGGCCCAGGAAUAUGGCUCUUUUGGCACAGCUGAGAUGUUGAAUUACUCCGUUAAUAUAUAUGAUGAUGGAAACCUGCUCUCCAUAGUGACGAGUGGAGGAGCUCACGGAACACACGUAGCCAGUAUAGCUGCCGGGCAUUUUCCAGAAGAACCUGAACGGAAUGGCGUGGCUCCUGGUGCUCAGAUUCUUUCCAUCAAGAUUGGUGAUACAAGACUAAGCACAAUGGAAACGGGCACGGGCCUUAUCAGAGCUAUGAUAGAGGUUAUAAAUCAUAAGUGUGAUCUUGUCAACUACAGCUAUGGAGAAGCAACUCACUGGCCAAAUUCUGGGAGAAUAUGUGAAGUAAUUAGUGAAGCUGUGUGGAAGCAUAACGUAAUUUAUGUUUCAAGUGCUGGGAAUAACGGCCCCUGCCUUUCUACAGUCGGGUGCCCAGGAGGAACCACAUCAAGUGUGAUAGGUGUUGGUGCCUACGUUUCUCCUGAUAUGAUGGUUGCCGAGUAUUCUCUGAGAGAGAAAUUACCUGCAAAUCAGUACACGUGGUCUUCUAGAGGCCCCAGUGCUGAUGGGGCCCUUGGAGUGAGCAUCAGCGCCCCAGGAGGUGCCAUAGCCUCUGUUCCUAACUGGACGCUGCGUGGAACUCAGCUCAUGAACGGGACGUCUAUGUCUUCUCCCAACGCGUGUGGAGGCAUCGCCUUGAUUCUGUCAGGUCUGAAAGCUAAUAAUGUUAACUACACGGUUCAUUCAGUCAGAAGAGCUCUCGAAAACACUGCAGUGAAGGCUGACAAUAUAGAAGUGUUUGCCCAAGGACAUGGUAUUAUUCAGGUUGAUAAAGCCUAUGACUACCUCGUUCAGAAUACAUCAUUUGCUAAUAAGUUAGGUUUCACUGUUACUGUUGGAAAUAACCGUGGCAUCUACCUCCGAGAUCCUGUUCAGGUGGCUGCACCUUCAGAUCACGGUGUUGGCAUUGAACCUGUAUUUCCAGAAAAUACUGAAAACUCUGAGAAAAUAUCCCUUCAGCUUCAUUUAGCUUUAACUUCGAAUUCAUCAUGGGUUCAGUGUCCCAGCCAUUUGGAACUCAUGAAUCAGUGCAGACACAUAAACAUACGUGUGGAUCCCAGGGGCUUAAGAGAAGGAUUGCAUUAUACGGAGGUAUGUGGCUAUGAUAUAGCAUCGCCUAACGCAGGUCCUCUGUUCAGAGUCCCAAUCACUGCAGUUAUUGCAGCAAGAGUAAAUGAAUCAACCCAUUAUGAUCUAGCCUUGACAGAUGUACAUUUUAAACCUGGUCAAAUUCGGAGGCAUUUUAUUGAGGUUCCUGAGGGUGCAACGUGGGCUGAAGUUAUGGUGUGCUCCUGUUCUUCUGAGGUGUCUGCCAAGUUUGUUCUUCAUGCAGUGCAGCUUGUGAAGCAGAGAGCCUAUCGAAGUCAUGAGUUCUAUAAGUUUUGUUCCCUUCCAGAGAAAGGAAUGCUGACUGAAUCCUUUCCUGUCUUGGGUGGGAAAGCAAUUGAGUUUUGUAUUGCUCGUUGGUGGGCAAGUCUUAGUGAUGUCAAUAUUGAUUAUACCAUUUCUUUUCAUGGGAUAGUAUGUACUGCUCCUCAGUUAAACAUUCAUGCAUCAGAAGGAAUCAACCGUUUUGAUGUUCAGUCCUCCUUGAAAUAUGAAGAUCUGGCUCCCUGCAUAACUUUGAAGAGCUGGGUCCAAACACUGCGCCCACUCAGUGCAAAAACAAAACCUUUAGGAUCAAGGGAUGUUUUGCCAAAUAAUCGUCAACUUUAUGAGAUGAUCCUGACUUACAACUUUCAUCAACCCAAGAGUGGGGAAGUGACUCCAAGCUGCCCCCUGCUUUGUGAAUUAUUGUACGAAUCAGAAUUUGACAGCCAGCUGUGGAUUAUAUUUGACCAGAACAAAAGACAGAUGGGUUCCGGCGAUGCUUACCCUCAUCAGUAUUCUUUGAAACUGGAGAAAGGAGAUUAUACAGUUCGACUGCAGAUUCGGCAUGAGCAGAUCAGUGAUUUGGAACGUCUUAAAGAUCUUCCAUUUAUUGUUUCUCAUAGGCUGUCUAAUACCUUGAGCUUAGAUAUUCAUGAAAAUCAUAGUCUUGCACUUCUAGGAAAGAAGAAAUCAAGUAACUUGACAUUACCACCCAAAUAUAACCAGCCAUUCUUUGUUACUUCCUUACCUGACGACAAAAUACCUAAAGGGGCAGGACCUGGAUGCUACCUUGCAGGAUCAUUAACGUUGUCAAAGACUGAACUCGGAAAGAAAGCUGGGCAGUCUGCAGCAAAACGACAAGGAAAAUUUAAAAAGGAUGUAAUACCUGUUCAUUACUACCUAAUAUCUCCACCAACAAAGACUAAGAAUGGCAGCAAAGAGAAAGAAAAAGAUUCAGAAAAAGAGAAAGAUUUAAAAGAAGAGUUUACUGAAGCAUUACGAGAUCUUAAAAUUCAGUGGAUGACAAAGCUGGAUUCUAGUGACAUUUAUAAUGAAUUGAAGGAAACAUACCCGAAUUAUCUCCCUCUGUACGUUGCACGACUUCAUCAGUUGGAUGCUGAAAAGGAACGAAUGAAAAGGCUUAAUGAAAUUGUCGAAGCUGCAAAUGCUGUUAUUUCUCAUAUAGAUCAAACGGCCCUAGCAGUUUAUAUUGCGAUGAAGACUGACCCCAGGCCCGAUGCAGCUAUUAUAAAAAAGUACCUAACCAUUCUUGGGGGUGCAUCCCAGAUCCCUUGUGCCCAGCGGGCCCGGCCAGAGAGGACGAGGAUAAAUGGAACGAGGCUGAGCUGGGCUCCGAAGAAGAUGAGGUGCUUAGCGAGGCCUCCCUGGUCUUCCCGGCUUUGAAACCACUUGACCGUUGUUUGGUCUGUCCGCACAGUGGCUGGUGGACCACGCUAGCUGGGGAAACAGUUGGAGAGCGUGUGUGGUGGGCUUUUGGUUAAGCCAUUUAUGUAUCAGCUAAAAUUAAGGGCGUCUGAAAGCUGUCUUCGUACCUUCCCACACCUGUCCCUGUGCUCAUUUGUCAGGGAUGGAGAUGGCGGUAUUCUGGUUAGUUUAGAUAUUUGUUAUUUCUCUCCAAACUCUUUAACUUCUAAAUAACUAUCAUCUUGAUUUGUACCUGAUCAAUUUUUAAAGCCCAGUGUAGAAAAAGUAACAUUGAUGAGCUUUUUGGGUUUAGAUUAUAAAAACAUGUAAAAUGCCUUCUAGCUCUCUACUAUAAUUCUUAACAGUAGAGAUUAUAUAGCUACAGGUAUUUGCCAGUCUUCCUUUCUUCUGGACAUAAAGGAAGAAAAAAGGAAAUGUAAUCAGUGGAAUUCUUCUUCCAGCACAAACUGUGGCAGUUUUUUAGGAGACAGGUGCUUGUUUUCAAGAUUAACUAUGGUGAUCGGUAGUAAAGACUUCUGAAGUAGGAGAAAAUUCUUCCUGUCUGCUUCAGGUUGUUCCACCUCAGUUCAGUAGUGCUUUUAUAGAAGGAACUCAGUAAUGUUCCAGAAACUGAAGGAAGCAGCACCAGAGGUUAAGAAUUUGGAUCUGAAAUCAGGCCCCUGGAGCUUGGAUUCUGCCCCUGCCGCUUUGACCUGUGUGACUGUAGGCGGGUGACCGAAUGCUCAUGUGGGACUGUGGUGCUGCGUACCAUGGGAUUUUAUGAAUGAGUAUCACGUACAUGGAAGGACGUCAGCAAUACUUGCUGUUACUACUAACAAAGUUAUCUCGUGUCUGCUGUGUGCCAGACACUGCGCCCGCUGCUGGGAAGAAGAUGAAUAAGAGCCUGGUCCGGCAUCAAGUCGAUAGACACUUGAUGAGCAUCACAGUAAAGCUGUUAUAAAGAAUUCUGUUCUUGCCGCAGCGCUCUUAUGUUAGGGGUGUGCAUUAUAUCACCUGUCUGUUUACUGUGUCUGUAGCAACAGUUGUUGAGCCCUUUCCUUGUCUCUAGAAUACAGGUAAGUGUGACAGGAUUCCUUUCUUUGAGGACAUGCUGCACAUUCUAAAAGUGGAGACUAAAGAUACAAACAAAUGCUUACGAGUAUUUUUGACAAAUGCAGUAAUUAAAGGUAGAAAACUUGUACAAAAGGAAUCAGUUGAAAGUAAGAACAUGUUUAUAUAAUAUGACACUUCAUUUGUUUACUUUUAUCCUCUUUCGCAAUUUUGGUAAUUUAUAGUGACUCUGUAGUUUUGUACGUCUAACUUGCAAUUUUGUCAUCACUUAUGUUAGCUCUGCUUUCUUUUGCAUAGAGGUAUUUUGGUAUGGAUUCCAACAGCUAGUGAUUUAUCAUAAUAGCUUUCUUUCCCCAAAUAGAUUAUCUGUUCUGUGGGAUACCCAGCUCUUUUAAAGAUGUUAAUUGUUGUUUUAAAAAGUUGUUAAAAUUUACUUGAUGUAACAUGUUCAUUUGAAAAGCUACACUUCUGUUAAAGCCUCAAUUCUUUCAUUAUUUUUCUUCUUUAUUAUUUUUUCUUUGAUUUUUAUUUAUUUACUUUUGGCUGCGUUGGGUCUUUGUUGCUGCACGCGGGCUUUCUCUAGUUGCGGCGAGCGGGGGCCACUCUUCGUUGCGGUGUGCAGGCUUCUCGUUGCAGUGGCUUCUCUCGUUGCGGAGCACGGGGUCUAGGUGCACAGGCUUCAGUAGUUGUGGCACCCAGGCUCAGUAGUUGUGGCGCACGGGCUUAGUUGCUCCGCAGCAUGUGGGAUCUUCCCGGACCAGGGAUCGAACCCGUGUCCCCUGCAUCGGCAGGUGGAUUCUUAACCACUGCGCCACCAGGGAAGUCCAGUUCUUUCAUUAUUAAAGCAAUAUGCCUUAAAUUGUAAAUAUUUUGUAGAUGAGCUGUAUCUUGUUUUACG
This is a messenger RNA of Lagenorhynchus albirostris (white-beaked dolphin), 5570 nucleotides long. RefSeq names its product tripeptidyl peptidase 2 (gene TPP2). Gene Ontology annotation, cellular component: cytosol. Bases 62 to 3580 code for a protein of 1172 amino acids. Lineage: Eukaryota; Metazoa; Chordata; Mammalia; Artiodactyla; Delphinidae. The transcript has 28 exons. Gene Ontology annotation, biological process: proteolysis. The record is from RefSeq and is a predicted model, not a curated record. Gene Ontology annotation, molecular function: tripeptidyl-peptidase activity; serine-type endopeptidase activity.